Messenger RNA from Impatiens glandulifera, 1456 nucleotides. RefSeq names its product glycerate dehydrogenase HPR, peroxisomal. The record is from RefSeq and is a predicted model, not a curated record. Gene Ontology annotation, molecular function: NAD binding; hydroxypyruvate reductase (NADH) activity; glyoxylate reductase (NADPH) activity. Lineage: Eukaryota; Viridiplantae; Streptophyta; Magnoliopsida; Ericales; Balsaminaceae. Bases 98 to 1261 code for a protein of 387 amino acids. Gene Ontology annotation, cellular component: cytosol. The transcript has 12 exons.
GAACAUAUCCAUUGAGAAAUCAUCAACUUCCCUACCAACUAUAUUGUUCCUGCAUCUCUCUGUAGAAAAAGAGCUUACUUCCUUUCUGGGUCCUCUAAUGGCUAAUAAGCCUGUCUCAAUUGAAGUUUGGAAUCCAAAUGGCAAAUACAGAGUGAUCAGCACAAAACCCAUGCCCGGUACUCGAUGGAUUAAUCUACUCAUUCAACAAGACUGCCGUCUUGAGAUAUGUACCCAGAAGAAAACAAUCCUAUCUGUAGAGGAUAUCAUAGCUCUCAUCGGUGAUAAAUGUGAUGGAGUGAUUGGUCAGUUGACAGAGGAAUGGGGAGAGACAUUGUUUUCUGCAUUGAGCAAAGCUGGAGGAAGAGCUUUUAGUAACAUGGCUGUUGGAUAUAAUAAUGUUGAUGUUGAUGCUGCAAACAAAUAUGGUGUUUCUGUGGGAAAUACACCUGGAGUGUUAACUGAGACUACAGCUGAGUUAGCAGCUUCUCUGUCUUUAGCAGCAUCAAGGAGGAUUGUUGAAGCAGAUGAGUUCAUGAGAGCUGGUCUUUAUGAAGGAUGGCUUCCUCAUCUUUUUGUAGGCAAUUUGCUCAAAGGACAGACUGUUGGUGUUAUUGGUGCUGGUCGAAUUGGUUCUGCUUAUGCUAGAAUGAUGGUUGAGGGAUUCAAGAUGAACUUGAUUUACUUUGACCUUUACCAAUCCACGCGAUUAGAGAAGUUUGUCACAGCAUAUGGUCAGUUCUUGAAGGCAAAUGGGGAGGAACCUGUCACAUGGAAAAGAGCAUCAAGUAUGGAUGAAGUUCUUCGUGAGGCUGAUUUGAUAAGUCUACAUCCAGUGUUGGAUAAAACAACUUAUCACCUUGUAAACAAGGAGAGGCUAGCUAUGAUGAAAAAGGAUGCAAUCCUUAUAAACUGCAGCAGAGGGCCUGUAAUUGAUGAAGUAGCUUUGGUUGAACAUCUUAAACAUAAUCCCAUGUUUCGAGUUGGUCUCGAUGUCUUCGAGGAUGAGCCUUAUAUGAAGCCUGGACUUGCUGACAUGAAAAACGCAGUAAUUGUUCCUCACAUCGCCUCUGCAUCCAAGUGGACUCGAGAAGGAAUGGCAACACUUGCUGCUCUAAAUGUGUUGGGAACGAUUAAAGGAUACCCAAUUUGGCAUGAUCCAAACCGAGUCGACGCAUUCCUCAAUGAGAAUGCUCCUCCUCCGUCAGCUUGCCCGAGCAUUGUCAACUCAAAGGCCUUAGGCUUACCAGUUUCAAAAUUAUGAAAUGGUUGGGCAUUGGAUUCAUAAAGAGAGGGAGAUGUGUUGUAAUAUUUCCAAAAAAAUGCAUUAAUCUGAUGUAAUUUGCUCAUGAAACUGCUAAGCUAUGUAUAUUUUAUGUUUGUCAAUAAUAUUUUAUUAAUAAAAAAAAGAAACACUAUCCAUUGGGAAAAUGAUAAACUUUAUUUAUUGUGUUUGCAA